This is a messenger RNA of Laetiporus sulphureus 93-53, 815 nucleotides long. RefSeq lists its product as uncharacterized. The transcript is spliced from 3 exons. The record is from RefSeq and is a predicted model, not a curated record. The coding region runs from base 175 to 711 and encodes 178 amino acids. Lineage: Eukaryota; Fungi; Basidiomycota; Agaricomycetes; Polyporales; Laetiporaceae.
CGCGCCCCUUUCACCUCCCUCACCCAGCUGCUAUUAGCUGGUGCUCCGUACCCUCUCCAGCUUCCGCCCUUGUCCCUCACAAGUGCUCUUCGCGCCACCAUACCGGGCUGCAGCGAUGGGCGAUGGGGUGCUUGAGCACGACUUGCGCGCUUCGUCUCCCUUUGCAGGUCCUGAAUGCGGCUCUCACGCUCAACACCCGGUGCCCUUGCCCUUGCCCUUGCCCGUCACACCGCGUCGUGUCGCGCAUCAGAGCCCAUGUUGUCUAGGACGCGGGAUGGGCUGAGAGAAGGCGGGUGGCGGUAUCUUCUCCCGUUAGCCUGUAUGGUACCAGUAGGUGCUGGAGCCCUGCUGCACGGAGGCUACGCGCGGGGGUACUCUGUCGUCCGAGCGACGACUAGGUUGUUAAUCUCUAUCGGACCGAUAGGUUUAAUGACUUGGUUCGCGUCCAUGGCAGAGGCUUGCUGUGCUAGCCCGCGGCGACCGCGAGACAUCCUUGAUAGUUUCAGCAAGAAGGCGCGAUGGAAAGAUGAGUUGCUCGUCGAGUCUCGUCGAAAACGCGUCGAGGAUGGGUGUUGUGAUGAUGGUGGCAAACGCGAUCCGGGCGCCCUUUUAUAUCCUGAGGAGGAAGCCACCAUGGCCUUGGCCACACGAACCGUGGCCUCUGGUUUGCGGCAUCUGCGGCCAGCUCCCACAUUUGAUUGGCUGGCUUAAUUUUCUUCCUCUGUGGCCGGGCCACAGACACGGCCACUGUCGACGGCGUAUGGCCAGUGGCCGUAUUGAUGUGCAUGUCUUGCGUGCCCAGUUUUCCCAUGCAU